Syngnathoides biaculeatus (alligator pipefish) is the source of this 7223-nucleotide messenger RNA. Its product is annotated as general transcription factor 3C polypeptide 1. Gene Ontology annotation, biological process: transcription initiation at RNA polymerase III promoter; 5S class rRNA transcription by RNA polymerase III. The transcript is spliced from 38 exons. Gene Ontology annotation, molecular function: DNA binding. Gene Ontology annotation, cellular component: transcription factor TFIIIC complex. The record is from RefSeq and is a predicted model, not a curated record. Bases 203 to 6235 code for a protein of 2010 amino acids. NCBI's taxonomy places the organism in Eukaryota, Metazoa, Chordata, Actinopteri, Syngnathiformes, Syngnathidae.
AAUUGUGCUAAGACGCCAUCGUGCGGCGUCUCAAAUGUGACAUUCAUUGCACUUCCAUUAAGUCACUCUGAGAGCGUUUAUUUGAUCAAAUCCAUUCUUAACCGAGUGGUGACCCUUUAUUUUCAUUCCAUAACAUGUAAACGCUCUUUUUUUAUUGCGUAAAGUGACAUGCUAGCUAGCUUCGGCGUUGUGGUAGUUAGCCAUGGACCCCCUGAGCAUGGUGGAGGAUGAAGUGGCUUUGGAGGGACUGGACGGCAUCACUAUUCCCUCUUUGUGGAUACGACUGGGAGGUAGGAGGCCCGAGUUUCCACUUAAGCUGGACGACGGCACCAAGGAGCUUGUCUGGAGGUCGCUGGUGGCCAACGCCGAUGUAAUGUUCUACGUUCUGCCCGCCGAGAGGGACGACGUGGUGCUGUAUGACAGGUUUAAGAUUUCUCACGAAGAGAACGACGAGGACGAGAAAGACGUGUACCCGCUGCACAUAAUCCAGGACAACAAGGACGGCAUCCAGGGCUCGUGCCCCACCUUCUUCCAAAGGACCGACGUGACGGCGCACUUGCGUUCCUCGUCGCCCGUCUGCGUGGAUGAGGUUUUAAAGAGGUAUGGCAGGAAGCUGGUGGCGGUGGCGUCGCAAAGGCGCCGUUUCCUGGCCCUCGUCGGCAGCGAGGGCGACCCUGACACCAAACUGCUGGAUGACUCCUACUGCAUGCUGGAGCGGGUGGGACGGGCACGGUGGCAGGGGGAGCUGCAGAGUGAUCUGCACAAGUCCUGUUUCAAGGUAGACUCGCGUAAGUUGCACUACAUCAGGAAGUCUCUGGACCGCCACGGCUUGGUGAGCACUCAGGCCUGCACCAAACGCCUCAAGACGGGACAAGGGCAGAGCUCCAUUCUCCUCAUGCUCAAACGCUUCCACAUCAUCAGGAGGUCCAAGUACGACAUGCUUAUGGAAUACGUGUCCAACCUCCUCCAGAAGAUGCCCAACCAGCUGGCUGCAUUUGUCACCAUCCGAGAGCAUCUGGAUCUGCCAGAGCAAGUGUGCAAGCGCGUGUUUCGCUACAUGCGAGAUGGCAAGAUGGUGGAAUACUGCAGUGUGCCUUUGGAGGAACUGGAUAAGGAGGGAGGAGCCCUGCGAACCAGAAGAGGUAAAAAAGUGCAGGUACGUUGCCUGAAGCUGAUCAAGCCAUACGCAAGCAAGGUCGUUACAGCGAUGGAUGAGUGGAAGGAAGACGAAGAUGAUGACGAAGACGAGGAGGACGAUAAGAGGCGAGCUCAGCCCCCUGUAGGCCGGCUCAUGGAAAAGGACGUUUUAUCCCAGGCGUACAAGCUAAUUGUAUCGUGUGGCACCAAGGGAAUCGCUCAGUCGGGCAUCGCGUCCAGGAUGAAUGUUGGGAAGCUGGAGGCUCGCAUGCUGUGGAGGAAGUUGGAGAGAGAAGGCAUCAUCAAGGGUUUCAUGGUGGACCAAGGCCGCCAGAGGGUCACAAAGUUCAUCAGCCACAGGAGUGUGGGUGGCAGCGAUCAUCUAAAUCUUCUCUCUAAAGAGAAGCAACGCAAGAAGCUUUUCCACUCGUCCUCACCCAUCUCAGCGAGUACCCCCAAGGCCUCCCCUCUAGCCCAGGCUUCAGGCAAACGACAGCAGAAAACCCCCAAGAAGAGCAGUGUGGCGAGUGAAGCGGAAAAUAAAAUGGAAGAUGAGGUUGAAACUCAAGAUUUGGGAGGUCAAGUCGAAAACAAAUUGAGAGGAAAAGCCGCUAAGAAUCCUGAGGUGGUCACCCCAGAAGCUGCUACAACUCCAUUAAUACCAGACACAAAGCCUGCUGGGACAUCGGAGCAAGCUUCAGUCAAAGAGAAAGAGGAGGAGGAAGGAUCUUUGUCUCCAUGCCAGGAGGAGGACAGGAUUGCAGCAGACACAGCAACCGACAUUCUGGUGGUCGAUACUGUUUAUAAUCAGACGAUCUCCACGAACGGUUUCAGGACGCAUGAAACAUACCGCACGCUUAGGAGGAAGAACCUGAUCAUGGAGGCUAUACAUAAGCUCAAAGUCAUCGAUGGCCUUUACCAAUUGCAGAGGCUGAUCAACGACGAAGAAAAACGUCAGGGUUUCACCACGAAGUGCUGCAAGAAGACCACAGCGCGCCUUGUCCAGACUCUCUCCAGAGAAGGACUGCUCAAGAUCUUUACCACUACCGUUAUACAGGACGGCAUCAGUAGGAAGCUGGAGAUGUUCGUUCAUCCAUCUGUCCAGCCCAAAGAUGAGUUGGUGAGCGCGAGCAUUGACCAGGUCCGCUUCAAAAUCACCAGCUCCUGCGUUGCUACAUGCCAGCAGGCAGUGAGCAACGACAGCCCCUAUAAAGUUGAAAAAGAAGAAACCAGCAAGAGCUUCAAGAGUUUCACUGAAAUCAAGAAGGAACACUUGAAAGACGAUGGGAAAUUUAGGCCCACGACAGUUCGAGGACUCGGCAAAACUCUUGGUUUCCAGCCCAAGAUGCAUCGCCUGCGUGUUUUGCACACCUUCCUCUGGUAUGUCAUCUACGACCACCCAAUGGGGCCGAGACCCUCCUGGCUCGCGACCCCCCAAGAAGACCCUCCCAAGGUCGUUAAAGAGCCACUUUACACAAAGGAUGACAUUGUUAGCCUGAAUGAUUUGGAUGGGGCCCUGUCGGGGGAUGAUGAUGAGGCCCUGAUGGAAAAUUCCAGUCACUCAAAGUGUGAAAUUAAAGUUUACUCAGAGGAGGAUUCAUGGAAGAGGUUUAUCCCGCCUGUUCGCACGCACAGCGAUCGAGACAGUGGCUGGGUGAUCGUGGGCGACCUGCUCUUGUGCCUGCCGCUCUCCAUAUUCAUCCAGUUGAUACAGAUUAACUAUCAGAUCGAUGGCCUGGAGGAGUACUUGAAUGACCCCGUGAAGCAACAUUAUCUGAUUCGGCAGCUGCCCCUUGCAAUCAGAAAGAAGCUCUUUUACAAGCGAAAAUACGUUUUUGUGUUCUUCGAGAACCUGCAGCGCUUGGUGUGCAUGGGCCUGCUUCAGUUUGCACCUGUGGCGAAGUUCAAGGAGAAAGACCAGCUGUUUUGUUACCUGAAGCGCCACGCCACCAUUGUAGACACCAUCAACACAGAACCACAUUAUUGGUUGGUGGCCGAGCCCGCCGACAAACCCUUUGACAGACGGCGCUACACCUUCAAGAGCACUGAUGACGUGGACACAUACUGGUUCGACCUCAUGUGCGUCUGCCUCAACACGCCUCUGGGUUUGAUUCGACUCAAGCGAGGCGGCUCUGACGAGGAAAAGACCCCGUCUUUUGUGCAAGAACGAAGUGUCUUUAUGGGAAUGGCUUCGUUGCUCAAGGGCAGCGCCAUAGUAAGUGACGAUGGCACCACGCCGGGCGAUGGAAAAGGCGCUGGAGGUCUGGACUCCGAGUUCUUCGCUCAUCUCAAGCGCAACUGGCUGUGGACUAACCGUCUCCUGGCCUGCGAAUAUCGGCCCAGUACGUCGGGGCAAACCGACCAAGCCAAAGUGCGACUGAAGAGCCUGAUGAGUAAAGAAGCGCUGCGAGCCGCAUUGAAAGCCGGAGCUUCUUCCCCUCCCUACUUGACCGCCAAGAAGUCAGUGGUCAUUGAAGAAAAUGUGGAGGUGGCGAUCGAGCCAUCAUCCCGGAACAAGCAGGUGGUCGGAGGGAAGCGGCAGAAGAGGAAGAGACCCAAAAAGGAAGUUGUUAAGGUUCCUCGCAAGAAGAAAAAAGAGCCCAAGAAGCGCGCCCCCAUGCACGACGAGGCUGACCAUCAAGCGUUGAAAAAGAUGACCAGGCAGCGAGUCAUCUGGGCACCACAGGAGGACUCUCUGCUCAUGCUCUGCGGCAUGGCUUCGCAUCUCCUCAACAGCAAGUUGCGGAGAAUGUUUGUGCCCUACUGCGUGGUACGAGACCUCCUCCAGGAAGAGUUUCAGAUAUCAGAGGACAAAACGUCAUUGGCGGUCGGGCGCCGCACCCGCUACAUCCUCAAGAAUCCUCAGACAUUUCUCAACUACAGAAUCUGCCUGGCUGAAAUCUAUCAGGACCAAGACUUGAUGAAACAGUUGGAGGACAACAAGCCAACCAAUCCCAAUGAUGCACAAGAUUGUUCCAAAGCGUUGAACGAGUACGUCAAGCUCCUCAGACAGAAGUUCAGCUCAGUCCUGAAUGCAGACGAUGUGAAGUUGCCUGAAACCAAACAUCAACUCUUUUCACAGUUUAAAGUGUGCGCAAUAGACACUGACAAGCGGAUCCCAUCCAGGGACACUAUCACUAGUACAACAGAAAUCCACACGUUGGUUUUGUUCAACCUCAUCCAGAGUACACUGGCCAUGACCAACUAUCAGAUGAAGUAUUCCAGAUCCUUUCAGAUGUUCCACAUUUACAGUCAGUACCCGCAGGAGCUCCUGUGCCAGGUUUUCAUCCAUUGCCGAAAACGUCAUCUGGUCAACCGGCGCCGCGUCUGUCAGUCGUCAGGACCCAAGAAGAACCGAGCUCUGCCCAUCCUACCCAUGUCCUUCCAGCUCUCGCAGUCCUACUACAGAUUAUUUUCAUGGCGUUUUCCUCACACCCUGUGCACCGAGUCAUUCCGCUUCCUGAAGGCUUUACUGAACAACGGCACGGGCGACGACAAGCCUUCGGUCGCCUACUGCCUGGAGACAGAAAACCGGACAGAGGGCGGCGAGGAAAUGCAGAAAGGACGGCCAUCCCCACCCGGAGAGACAAAGCACGCCGAAGGUGGCCAAACCAAUACGCAAGAACAUUCUGGAAUGAUACAGUUUUCUAUGGAUUCUCCUGGAGGAGCCUGCUUGGCCUCGCUCACUCUUAUGAGUUUGGGGCUACUGUCUGUCCAUGUGUCCAUCCCCAAGAAGAUGGUUGUGGUGGACAGCAACUUGGUGGACAGCGACGUUAAGAGCAUGGUCUCAUUGGAGGAAGAGGACGAUGAGGACGAUGACAUCGCCGGUGAGGAGUGUGAGGGCAAAAAUAAGAUGCAAGUCAAAGCUCAACAGGCGUCGCACACCAAGUUCCUGUUGAUGAAAGGAUUUUGCAUUCCUGGCAUUGUCCAACUCCGGAAUCAAAACAACGGCAACCAGAACACCACUGACAACAUCGUGGUGGAGUCGUGCAAGCUCAGGAUGCAGCUGCGAAAAACGCCGCUUCACAGCCUCUUGGAAGACAACAGCACCCCUCUGGACUUCUCCAAAACCGGCCGGGCCCUGAUGCCGUCCGUCCUCACACGCUGCUUCCCAAGUACUGUGCCAACUCUGGCUCGGAGCUCCGGCUACUCCCCUGAGGACCAGAAGGCGAGCACCCAGCUAAGAAAGAGCCUGGACGAAGCCGGCGAAAAGGGGGUGGACCAGAUGGACUUGUUCCGGGAGCUCGCUCACCUCUGCGUGCCGCAAUCCGGACGCAGCAGGAGCUUGCAGCAGUACCUGGAGGAUUUACACAAGGAAGGUCAGAUUCUCAAAGUGGGUGGCUACGGCAUUCGUUGGGUGCUCACGCACCACGCCGGGCCCUGGGUCCUCACUGUCAACCCCAGGAACUGGUCCCAGCAGGAGGGCAGUUCCACCAGGUGUCCCUCCCAGCACAACAUCCCCUUCUUGCGCAAGAGGCUCCGGUCCAAGCCCCGGCGGGACGAGGAGGAAGAAGAAGAGGAACCGCCGGGGAAAAAAAUGGCAACAGGCGAGAGGCUCGACGCGGAGGAGCAGCCGGUAGAGCCGGAAAGCCGGGAGAGCGCCGAAAAGGUGUCGACGGGACAAGAAAGCAAGGAGACGGAGGAAAAGGACAAAACGGAGGACGAAGAGAGAGACCAAGAAGCUCCUUCGACGGAACAGGCCGACCCUCAGGAGGCGAGCAUGAGCUUCGUUAGCCGUCCGUGGCGCCUGGUGGACGGGACGCUGAACCGUCAGGUGUGCAAAGGCAUGCUGGAAGGGGUCCUCUACCACAUCAUGUCCCAGCCCGGCAUCCCCCAGCAAAGGCUGCUGUCGCACUACGAGGGCGUGCUGCAGCCCGUCGUGGUUCUGGAGCUGGUCCAGGCCCUGAUGGAACUGGGCUGCGUGACAAAGAGAACGCUGGCCAAACGGGCCAAGCCUUCUCUCUUCAGCCCCCCGCUACCAAGAGAGCAGACGGCGGAGGAGCGGGAAUGGGUUUUUUACGAGCCCGCGGUCAGCUCCUGCCUCAGGCUCGGUCCGGUGCUGCCCAACGAGCGCCACUGGAACCACUGUGCAAGAUAACUUUUUUUCUUUUUUUUAAAUCAUCGCGAAUUCAAAUGGAGUAAAGUUCCACCUCGCAUUCUGUGUUGGUGCCGUUCAUACUGUACAGCAGGGGUGUCAAAUUCAAGGCCCGGGGGGGGCAGAUGCGGCCCGCCACAUUUUAUGUGGCCCGCGAAAGCAAAUCGUGUUUUUUUUGUUUGUUUUUUUUUUCAAAUUUGAACCAAAAUUUCAAAUUUGUCAUAUAAAUGAUGACACUGAGAUAUUGCAAGCAUUUUUGUGUUGAAAAACCCAUUACCCUUGAUUCCAAAACUAGUUGGUAAAUUUAUUGUGUAAAUAUGAUGGGUCAAUUAAAGAUUUUCGUGGUUUUAGUCAUAAUGGACCGUAACUACAAUGUGGCCCGCGAUAAAAAUGAGUUUGACACCCCUGCUGUACAGGCACAAAUCAUAUGACUCCACUUGUAAGACUAUCCUAUUUUUCUAUUAAAAUUUCUUUUCCCCCGGAAAAUAAGUCACAAUUUACAUACCCCGGAAGUUCUCACAGCCUCCCAGUUCUGAGGUCUUGGGUUCAAUCCCGGCCCCGCCUUUGUGGAGUUUGCGUGCGCUCCCCGUGCCUGCGUGGGUUUUCCUCCGGGCACUCUAUAAUUUCCUCCCACAUCCCAAAAACACGCACCAUUAAUUGGACACUCUAAAUUGUCCAUAGGUGUGAUUGUGAGUGCGGGUGUUUGUCUCGACGUGCCCUGCAAUUGGCCGGCAACCAGUUCGGGGUGUACCCCGCCUCCUGCCUGUAGACUGCUGGGAUAGGCUCCAGCACUCCCUGCGACCCUCGUGAGGAUAAGCGGCAAAGAUACAUAUUUCCUCUAGGAAAUACUGCCAUUUUGCUUUGGGAGGGGGAACAAAAAAACUAUUGCGGUGUAUGGUGCCUGCUUGUUUCGUUUGGACUAGAACUAAAUGGCCCAAGUCUGGCAUAGUCCCCAGACCGACUUGCGUCAAGCAACAUAGUACCCUAGCAU